AUGAAAUCGUGUGAUUCAAUAUCAACUGAUGAAACAUCAUCAUCAUCUUUUUCUUCAAAAUCAAUAAAUUCCUUAUCAUCAUUAUCAUCAUCUUCAUCGUCAAAAUCAACUGAAUCAUCAUCUUCAUCAUCAAAACCAACUGAAUCAUCAUCUUCAUUGUUAUCAAUUUCACCUAAACCAACAAUUACAAAAACAACAUCAAAUAAACGAAAAACUAUGUUAACUAUCAAUGGUUAUCAAUUUCAGCUGAAAAAUUUUAAUAAAAAUAAAACGAUUAAAUUUUGGCGUUGUGGUAAUAGAAGUUGUGGUGUACUUUUACACACGAAUCUUAAUGAUGAAUUUGUGCGUUUUUCUGGAAAAACAACUCAACAUUCUCAUUUACCAAAUCCUGCCGAAUUGGAAAUACGAAAUCUUAAAGAAGUAAUGCGACUAAGAGCUGAAAAUGAAUUAACACCAUUACAAGAAAUUGCUGAACAAGAAGUACGAAAAGGUUUAUUGACAGGUGAAGCUCUUGCUGUUUUACCAAAUAUAACUAAUAUUGGUCAUUCUUUGGUACAUAUACGUCGAAAACUGAUUCCUCCUAUUCCAUAUUCAUCGUCUUUUACCAUUCCGGAUGUUUACAUGAACGAUUAUCACAAUCAUCAUCGUUUAUUAUUACAUGAUAGUGAUAAUCCAAAAUUCUCAUUCGAUCAAUCAGAAAAUAUACCACCUUCAGGAAGAAUUUUAAUUUGGUCCUCAGAUGUUCAACUAAAGUUGUUAUUUAAUAGUGAACGAUUACAUAUGGAUGGCACUUUUUCAAGUGCUCCACCGAAUUUUGACCAAGUCUUUGUAAUUCAAGCUAUUCAUCAUGAAACAUGCGUGCCAGUUGUUUAUGCACUUCUUCCUAAUCGUAAAGCUACAACAUAUAUAUAUUUAUUCAAUGUUUUAUUUGUUGAAGCAAAAAAAUUGAACAAGAUAUUCAAUCCGUCCAUCAUUAUGACAGAUUUUGAACCUGGUCUUUCGAAAGCGAUUUCAUUUACAGAAGAAACAAUUCAAAAAGGAUGUUUUUUCCACUUCUCUCAAUCAGUAUAUAGACAAGUUCAAUCAGCUGGUUUAUCAUCAACAUAUUUAAAUAAUAUUAUGGUACGUAGUGCUAUCAGACAAUUGAUGGCACUUGCAUUAGUACCCGAAUCAUAUGUUCCUAUAUUAUUUACUAAUGUCGGUCAAGAACUAACCGAUGAUGAACGUGAUGAAAUACAAGAUUUAUUAGAAUAUUUUAACAGUUAUUGGAUGCGAAAAAUAUCAACAUGGAAUGUUUUCAAUAUUCCUGAUCGCACUAACAAUUAUAGUGAAGGUUAUAAUCACAGAUUUAAAAGACGUUUACAAAAGUCUCAUCCGAAUAUAUGGUUUUUUAUGGAAUCAAUUAAAAAAGAAAUAAAUACAAUUCAUGAUUUAAUUUUACAAAUUGACACUGGGAUGCAACCUCGUUCAAAGCGAUCUCGAUCUAAAAUUGCUGAACAACGAAUGAAAGAAUUAUAUGAUCGGUUUAAUAAUAACAAAAUCACAGCACAAGAUUUAUUACGUGGACUUUCCUUUUCAGUUGCGAACGAAAAAUAA
Molecule: messenger RNA, 1596 nt
Organism: Rotaria sordida
Lineage: Eukaryota; Metazoa; Rotifera; Eurotatoria; Philodinida; Philodinidae
Source: the annotation of a GenBank genome assembly